GCGCCGGAGAGAGACGGCUCCGCACGGCGGACCGGCUUCACGGUUGAGAGGCGCCCCCGCGCGCGCACACACACACCGCGUACAGGUUGCAGUUGUUGGAUAUUUCCAUUAUGAUGGCGCAGAGGACAGUACAGGAGGACCCUGAGAGAUACCUCUUUGUGGACAGGGCAGUAAUCUACAACCCUGCUACUCAGGCUGACUGGACUGCUAAAAAAUUGGUGUGGAUUCCUUCAGAACGUCAUGGCUUUGAAGCUGCCAGCAUCAAAGAGGAAAGGGGAGAUGAAGUAUUGGUUGAACUGGCAGAAAAUGGAAAGAAAGCAGUUGUAAACAAAGAUGAUAUUCAGAAGAUGAAUCCUCCCAAAUUUUCUAAAGUAGAAGACAUGGCAGAAUUAACCUGUUUAAAUGAAGCCUCUGUUCUGCAUAAUUUGAAGGACCGAUACUACUCUGGGCUCAUUUAUACAUACUCUGGACUCUUCUGUGUAGUCAUAAAUCCUUACAAAAACCUCCCAAUUUAUUCUGAGAAUAUCAUUGAAAUGUACAGGGGAAAGAAACGCCAUGAGAUGCCUCCUCACAUUUAUGCAAUAUCUGAAUCUGCAUAUAGAUGCAUGUUGCAAGAUCGUGAAGACCAAUCAAUUCUUUGCACAGGUGAAUCAGGUGCUGGAAAAACAGAAAACACCAAGAAAGUCAUUCAGUAUCUUGCACAUGUUGCUUCCUCUCAUAAAGGAAGAAAGGACCACAAUAUUCCUCCCGAGUCACCUAAGCCAGUGAAGCACCAGAGUGGAUCCCUGUUGUAUGGUGAACUGGAACGUCAGCUUCUGCAGGCCAAUCCAAUUCUGGAAUCUUUUGGGAAUGCAAAGACUGUGAAAAAUGAUAAUUCCUCCCGUUUUGGCAAGUUCAUCAGAAUAAAUUUUGAUGUUACUGGUUAUAUUGUUGGGGCCAACAUUGAAACAUACUUACUAGAAAAGUCACGUGCAGUUCGUCAAGCCAAAGAUGAACGAACUUUUCAUAUUUUCUAUCAGCUGCUAGCUGGGGCAGCUGAACACUUGAAAGCUGACUUACUCCUUGAAGGAUUUAAUAACUACAGAUUCCUGUCCAAUGGCUACAUACCCAUUCCUGGCCAGCAAGAUAAGGAUAAUUUCCAAGAGACAAUGGAAGCCAUGCAUAUCAUGGGCUUUUCUCAUGAUGAAAUCGUGGCUAUGUUGAAAGUGGUAUCCUCAGUACUACAGUUUGGUAAUAUUUCCUUCAAGAAGGAGCGGAACACCGACCAGGCAUCUAUGCCAGAAAAUACAGUUGCACAGAAACUCUGUCACCUGUUGGGAAUGAAUGUAAUGGAAUUUACUCGAGCGAUACUCACUCCACGCAUUAAAGUUGGCAGGGACUAUGUCCAGAAGGCACAAACUAAAGAACAAGCGGACUUCGCAGUGGAGGCACUGGCAAAAGCCACUUAUGAACGCCUCUUCCGUUGGCUUGUUCACCGCAUUAACAAAGCUUUGGAUAGGACCAAGCGACAGGGAGCUUCCUUCAUUGGCAUCCUGGAUAUUGCUGGAUUUGAAAUCUUUGAGUUAAACUCCUUUGAACAACUUUGUAUCAACUACACCAAUGAGAAGCUGCAGCAGUUAUUCAACCACACCAUGUUUAUCUUGGAGCAGGAAGAGUAUCAAAGGGAGGGCAUAGAAUGGAACUUUAUUGACUUUGGACUGGAUCUACAACCCUGUAUUGAUUUAAUUGAAAGACCUGCAAACCCCCCUGGUGUACUGGCUUUGCUGGAUGAAGAAUGUUGGUUCCCUAAAGCAACUGACAAGACUUUUGUGGAAAAAUUGGUCCAAGAGCAAGGUACUCAUUCCAAAUUCCAAAAGCCUCGGCAGCUAAAGGACAAGGCAGACUUCUGCAUCAUUCAUUAUGCAGGAAAGGUGGAUUACAAGGCAGAUGAAUGGCUUAUGAAAAAUAUGGACCCUUUGAAUGACAACGUGGCCACCCUUCUACACCAAUCUUCUGACAAAUUUGUUGCAGAGCUUUGGAAGGAUGAGAUUCACAAUAUUCAGAGAGCCUCUUUCUAUGACAAUGUUACUGGUCUUCCUGAUGCACCAGUGGACCGUAUUGUGGGUCUAGAUCAAGUCACUGGGAUAACAGAGACUGCUUUUGGCUCAGCUUACAAGACCAAGAAGGGCAUGUUCCGUACAGUGGGGCAGCUAUACAAAGAGUCGCUCACCAAAUUGAUGGCCACACUUCGAAACACUAACCCAAAUUUUGUUCGCUGCAUCAUUCCAAAUCAUGAAAAAAGGGCUGGAAAGCUGGAUCCACACCUAGUUCUAGAUCAGCUUCGCUGCAAUGGUGUUCUAGAAGGAAUAAGGAUUUGUCGCCAAGGAUUUCCAAACAGGAUUGUGUUCCAAGAGUUUAGACAGAGGUAUGAGAUUCUGACUCCUAAUGCAAUUCCUAAGGGUUUUAUGGAUGGGAAGCAGGCUUGUGAGAGAAUGAUCAGAGCAUUGGAGCUGGAUCCCAACUUGUAUAGAAUUGGACAGAGCAAGAUUUUUUUCCGAGCUGGUGUUCUGGCACAUUUAGAGGAAGAAAGGGAUCUGAAGAUAACAGACAUCAUUAUCUUCUUCCAGGCAGUGUGCAGGGGAUACCUUGCCAGAAAGGCCUUUGCUAAGAAGCAACAGCAACUAAGUGCAUUGAAAGUUCUGCAGAGAAAUUGUGCUGCCUAUUUGAAGUUAAGACAUUGGCAGUGGUGGAGAGUGUUCACAAAGGUGAAGCCUUUGCUUCAGGUUACUCGUCAAGAGGAAGAACUUCAGGCUAAGGAUGAGGAGCUGCUGAAGGUGAAGGAGAAACAGAUAAAGGUGGAAUCAGAACUUGAAGAGAUGGAAAGGAAACAUCAGCAGUUGUUAGAAGAGAAGAACAUUCUUGCAGAGCAGUUACAAGCAGAAACAGAACUGUUUGCUGAAGCUGAAGAGAUGAGAGCCCGUCUGGCUGCCAAGAAGCAAGAACUAGAAGAAAUUCUGCAUGAUUUAGAAUCCCGAGUAGAGGAAGAGGAAGAAAGGAACCAAGUGCUACAGAAUGAAAAGAAAAAAAUGCAGGCUCAUAUACAGGACCUAGAGGAGCAGCUUGAUGAAGAAGAAGGUGCUCGGCAGAAGCUUCAGCUUGAGAAGGUAACAGCUGAAGCCAAAAUAAAGAAGAUGGAAGAAGAAAUCUUACUGUUAGAGGACCAAAAUUCCAAAUUCCUUAAGGAGAAAAAAUUAAUGGAUGAUAGAAUUGCAGAGUGUAGUUCACAGCUGGCUGAAGAAGAAGAAAAGGCAAAAAACUUAGCUAAACUCAAGAAUAAGCAAGAAAUGAUGAUCACAGAUCUGGAAGAACGCUUGAAAAAAGAAGAAAAGACUCGUCAAGAGCUGGAAAAAGCUAAAAGGAAACUUGAUGGGGAGACCACUGAUCUACAGGACCAAAUUGCAGAGCUGCAAGCCCAGAUUGAGGAGCUAAAAAUCCAGCUUGCCAAGAAAGAAGAAGAGCUGCAGGCUGCCCUUGCCAGAGGCGAUGAGGAAGCUGUGCAAAAGAACAAUGCAUUGAAACUAAUACGAGAACUACAAGCUCAAAUUGCAGAGCUGCAAGAGGAUCUUGAAUCAGAAAAGGCUUCACGCAACAAGGCAGAAAAGCAGAAGAGAGACUUGAGUGAGGAAUUAGAGGCAUUGAAGACAGAAUUGGAAGAUACCUUGGAUACUACUGCGGCUCAACAAGAGCUCAGGACAAAGCGUGAGCAGGAAGUUGCUGAACUGAAGAAAGCACUUGAAGAAGAAACCAAGAACCAUGAAGCCCAAAUUCAGGAUAUUAGACAGAGACAUGCAACAGCCUUGGAAGAGCUCUCGGAACAGCUUGAACAGGCCAAAAGAUUCAAAGCAAAUCUUGAAAAGAACAAGCAGUGUUUGGAAACGGAUAACAAAGAGCUAGCCUGUGAGGUGAAAGUGUUGCAGCAGGUUAGAUCUGAGUCUGAACACAAAAGAAAGAAGCUAGAUGGUCAAGUGCAGGAACUGCACACCAAGGUCAUAGAAGGAGAGAGGCUGAGGACGGAGCUGGCAGAAAAAACAAACAAGCUGCAGAAUGAGCUGGACAAUGUCUCAAGUCUCCUAGAAGAAGCAGAGAAAAAAGGCAUAAAAUUUGCUAAAGAUGCUGCCAGUUUGGAGUCUCAGCUACAAGAUACCCAGGAACUGUUGCAAGAGGAGACCCGCCAGAAACUGAACUUGAGUAGCAGGAUUCGGCAAUUGGAGGAAGAGAAGAACAGUCUGCAAGAGCAGCAGGAAGAAGAGGAGGAGGCGAGAAAAACUUUGGAGAAACAUGUGAUAGCUCUGCAGUCUCAGCUGGCUGAUUCUAAAAAGAAGGUUGAUGAUGACAUGGGAACUAUUGAAGGGUUGGAGGAGAGUAAGAAGAAGCUGCUGAAGGAUAUGGAAAUUCUGAGCCAGCGUCUAGAAGAAAAGGCAAUGGCUUAUGACAAGCUGGAGAAGACCAAGAACCGUCUUCAGCAAGAGCUGGAUGACUUGAUGGUGGACCUUGAUCAUCAGCGACAGAUUGUUUCCAACUUGGAAAAGAAGCAGAAGAAAUUUGAUCAGAUGCUGGCAGAAGAGAAGAAUAUAUCUGCUCGCUAUGCAGAAGAAAGGGACCGGGCAGAGGCAGAGGCACGAGAAAAAGAGACCAAAGCGCUUUCCCUGGCACGAGCCCUGGAGGAAGCUUUGGAAGCCAAGGAAGAGUUUGAGAGGCAGAACAAGCAACUCCGGACAGACAUGGAGGACCUGAUGAGUUCCAAAGAUGAUGUUGGCAAAAACGUUCAUGAGCUGGAAAAAUCCAAGCGCACCUUGGAACAGCAAGUGGAGGAGAUGCGAACACAGUUAGAAGAGCUAGAGGAUGAGUUGCAAGCCACAGAAGAUGCCAAAUUGCGCCUGGAAGUGAACAUGCAAGCCAUGAAAGCACAGUUUGAAAGGGAUCUCCAAGCCAGGGAUGAGCAAAAUGAGGAGAAGAAGAGGCUCUUGAUAAAACAGGUCCGGGAGCUAGAAGCAGAAUUGGAAGAUGAGAGGAAGCAGCGGGCUCUGGCUGUAGCAUCCAAGAAGAAAAUGGAGGCAGAUCUGAAAGACCUAGAAGCUCAGAUUGAGGCUGCAAACAAGGCCCGUGAUGAAGCCAUCAAGCAACUGCGCAAACUCCAGGCUCAGAUGAAAGAUUAUCAGCGUGAACUAGAAGAGGCCCGAGCAUCUAGAGAUGAAAUCUUUGCUCAGUCAAAGGAGAAUGAGAAAAAACUCAAAAGUCUUGAAGCAGAAAUUCUUCAACUGCAAGAGGAACUUGCUGCCUCAGAGAGAGCCAGACGCCAUGCAGAGCAAGAGAGAGAUGAGCUGGCCGAUGAGAUUGCCAACAGUGCCUCUGGAAAAUCUGCCUUGCUUGAUGAGAAACGCCGCCUGGAAGCCCGAAUUGCACAGCUGGAGGAGGAACUAGAGGAAGAGCAGAGCAACAUGGAGCUCCUCAAUGAUCGUUUCCGGAAAACAACUCUGCAGGUUGACACAUUGAACUCUGAACUGGCUGCAGAGCGGAGUACCGCCCAGAAGAGUGAGAAUGCCCGUCAGCAGCUAGAGCGGCACAACAAAGAGUUGAAAGCCAAACUGCAGGAGCUAGAGGGUUCAGUGAAGUCCAAGUUCAAAGCGACCAUUUCAGCACUGGAAGCAAAGAUUGGGCAACUAGAAGAACAACUGGAACAGGAGGCAAAGGAGAGAGCAACGGCCAAUAAGUUAGUACGCCGCACAGAGAAGAAGCUGAAAGAGGUAUUCAUGCAGGUGGAGGAUGAGCGCCGGCAUGCAGACCAGUACAAGGAACAGAUGGAGAAGGCCAAUGCUAGGAUGAAACAGCUUAAGCGCCAACUGGAAGAAGCAGAGGAGGAGGCUACACGUGCUAAUGCCUCACGCCGUAAGCUCCAGCGUGAGCUGGAUGAUGCCACUGAAGCUAAUGAGGGUCUUAGCAGGGAGGUCAGCACUCUGAAAAACAGGCUAAGGCGGGGUGGCCCAAUCACCUUUUCCUCCAGCCGAUCUGGGAGGCGCCAACUGCACAUUGAAGGGGCUUCCUUGGAGCUUUCAGAUGAUGAUGCUGAGAGUAAGAGCAGUGAUAUCAACGAGCCUCAAACUGCCCAAACAGAAUAGAAUGUCCCACUGGGUUGUACAGCCAGCAUCCCAUCCAUGUGACUUUCCCUCCAUGCAUUUGGAAGCGGAGGAAGAAGACCUUAUUGGCCACCAAAUUGCCUUGUGGCCCUAGACUUGCCUUAGGCAAAACUGGCACAGUACUAGGUCAUGCAUAGCAAGUCCGCCGCAGCAUACUGCUGUCUGGCUUUGCCAUGUUGUAACCUGCUUUGGAUAUAGGUACCACUGCUUCUUCUACAUAUUAAAAUGUCUCUGUUCAGUGCUUUCUGUUUUGAGGUAUCCAUUGUAAAGCCAUUUUCUAAGGCACCAGGGGUGAUUGGGGGUGCUCCCUCAAAAGUCUCUUCUAAUAUGCCAUUCCCAGGCAGCUGGCUCCGCCUUUUUCUAUGCAUGCUUAGUUGUACAGCAUUGGCACUCCAUUUCUUUUGGUCUCCUCAAUCCUGCUUCCUUGCAGGACCUGACGGUGUCCUUUUCCUGUCAUUCUAUGAUGGACUAAAAAUCAACUCAUUGACUGUGAAAAUGCCCUGAGGGGCUUCAGGAGGAAUCCUAAAACUGAGAGCAGCAUCAUUACUAGUUUCAUAACUAGCCAGGUAUUUAUGCUAAUUAAUUAGCACUUGCCCACCAUGAGCAACUUCUGCCUCUAGACCUGCCUGCCUUCAUGGUUGCUACUAUGUCCUAGCAGAGAGGCCAGAUAGGAUAUUAACCAUUUUCUACAUAGUGCUCAGUGCAAAUUGGAUAUACUCACCCCUUCCAGCAACUGCUUUCUUGGUGCAGUGCUGGGUCAGGGGUGUUAGACUAAAGCUGAAGCUCUUGCCAUCUAUCUUGGUGCCCAUCAGUGUGGCUGCCAGAGGAUAGCAUGUGGAGAUUGCCUGUAAAUGGACACGCCAGUGGAGUUACCCUCACCCUUUUUUCACUUUCAUUUGGACAGUGUUAACUGCACCUAGGUAGUAUCCUUUUGUUCCAUAGCGGAGAACUGACAUUUACAGAAAGUGCCUUAGACUCUACAGUACUAAGACAAUGUUACAUAUAUAAUUUGCCUAUAACAAUGAUUUAAUGUAUUAAUUUUUGUUCUCCAUAUCAUGUUACACUUCUUCUAGUCCAAGUGGUAUUAUUGAUAUUCAGUGAUAAAGAUUGAAUCAGUGUUAACUAUGAAAUCUUGAUCUCUUGCAACAUGCUUGAAAAUAUAUUUUUCUUUGGUUAAAAGCUUUAACAUAUGUUACAAAGCUUUUGUUUUUGUGCAUUUGGGUAUUAAUCAUAACUGGCUGUUGACCACCAGGCAUCUGACUGCAAAUACCUUGUCUCUUUGUAUUCCCAUAUUUCUAGACAAUGAUUUUUGUAAGACAAUAAAUUUAUUCAUUCUAGAGAGA
Messenger RNA from Elgaria multicarinata webbii, 7516 nucleotides. It is a transcript of the gene MYH10, whose product is annotated as myosin heavy chain 10. NCBI's taxonomy places the organism in Eukaryota, Metazoa, Chordata, Lepidosauria, Squamata, Anguidae. The transcript has 44 exons. Gene Ontology annotation, cellular component: cytoplasm; myosin filament; myosin II complex. The coding region runs from base 111 to 6155 and encodes 2014 amino acids. The record is from RefSeq and is a predicted model, not a curated record. Gene Ontology annotation, molecular function: actin filament binding; ATP binding; microfilament motor activity. Gene Ontology annotation, biological process: actomyosin structure organization; mitotic cytokinesis; regulation of cell shape.